Cydia amplana is the source of this 2203-nucleotide messenger RNA. RefSeq names its product serine protease HTRA2, mitochondrial-like (gene HtrA2). The record is from RefSeq and is a predicted model, not a curated record. Gene Ontology annotation, molecular function: protein binding; serine-type endopeptidase activity. Gene Ontology annotation, biological process: proteolysis; programmed cell death; positive regulation of apoptotic process. Bases 116 to 2194 code for a protein of 692 amino acids. The transcript is spliced from 14 exons. NCBI's taxonomy places the organism in Eukaryota, Metazoa, Arthropoda, Insecta, Lepidoptera, Tortricidae.
UCAGUCAAGUCGCCGUAUUCGUGGCGAGAGUGUGUCUUUAUUCGGAAUUAUCGACCAAUCGUGUUUAUUUUGAUUUCACACCGGAACUUUUGUUAUAGUGUACUUUGAAAUAAGCAUGGUUAACAAAAUGUACUUCGGCGGUGUCGAAGGAGGCGCAACACAUUCGAACCUGGUCAUCUGCGACGAAACAGGCAAAGUAGUUGGCACAUCUAAAGGCCCCGGUACGAAUCAUUGGCAACUUGGUGUAGAAGAAUGUGCCAAAAGGAUCAUAGACAUGAUACACGCUGCUAAGGAAGAUGCUGGGUUCCCGCUGGACAAACCUUUAGAUUCCUUGGGCCUUACCCUCUCAGGGUGCGAACAGGAAAGCAGCAACAAGGAACUAGCAGAGCGAGUGAGACAGAAAGACCCAACAUGUGCUAGAAGAGUCCAUGUGGCUUCAGACACAGCUGGCUCGCUGUUCACUGGCGCUCCUAAUGGAGGCAUGGUGCUUAUAGCUGGCACGGGAUCAAACGCGUUGUUGUACAAUGGAAAACAACAGUAUGGUUGCGGCGGCUGGGGUUUUCUCUUAGGAGAUGAAGGAGGAGCUUACUGGAUAGCUCAUCGUGCUGUAAAGACCAUCUUUGACGAAGAUGACGGAUUGCGUCCCUCACCGCAUCCCAUACACGCUGUCUGGGAGGUCAUCAAGGAACACUUUGGGACAGAGAACAGAGUGGACCUACUGCCGCAUGCUUAUAAGGAUUUUGACAAGUCCAAGUUCGCUGGUCUAACUUUAAAACUGUCCCAUCUCGCCCUCCGCGGCGACGCUCUCUCCCGGCACCUGUUUGCUGAAGCCGGCAGCGCGCUCGCAGCGCACGUGGCCGCACUUGCCCCCAAGACGAAUGCGAGGCAUGUGCGAGUCGUAUGCGUUGGCUCUGUGUGGAACAGCUGGGAGUUGUUGAAGCCUGGUGCGCUGAAAGAGCUUAAUAUUAGGAGGGUAAAACCCGAGCUAGAGCUCGUCAGACUCCGCGUCUCAAGCGCAAUGGGCGCCGCCUGGCUUGCAGCAAAGCAGCUCGACUACGAGCUGCCUCGAGACGACGCGGCUUUCUGUGAGAUCUUCUACACGUACACGCCCGAACACCAGAUGAAUGGGAACGGGAAGAUGAAUGGGACUAGUGGGAACUGCGGGUCAGCGGGCGUUGUAGGUUAUGUGUCUUUAAAGGAGCGAAUUUCGGCCGCUACGGUCUCAAGUAACGGUUUGCAAGGGAGAAGAGACAAGUUUAACUUUAUUUCUGAUGUGGUGGCUGUUUCGGCGCCGUCCGUGGUCUAUAUAGAGAUAAAAGACAGUCGGCGUAUGGACUUGUUCUCUGGGGAGCCUAUAACGUUGUCAAAUGGUUCUGGGUUUAUAGUGAAGGAGGAUGGACUGAUAUUAACGAACGCUCAUGUGGUGGUGAAUAAGCCGAAUGCGAGUGUGCGAGUAAAGUUGUCGGAUGGCUCCGUCCACAUAGGUGUAGUUGAGGACGUAGACCUGAAGUCGGACCUGGCCACACUCCGGAUCCCGGUGCGGGGGCUGCCCAUAAUGAAGCUGGGGACCUCCUCGGACCUCAAGCCUGGCGAGUGGGUAGUGGCAAUGGGCAGUCCUUUGGCUCUCAGCAACACAGUGACUGCUGGUGUUGUCAGCUCUACCCAGAGAGGGAGCGCGGAGCUUGGCCUACGAGGCAAAGACAUGGUGUACAUACAAACCGACGCGCCUAUAACGUUUGGCAAUAGCGGAGGUCCUCUAGUAAACCUAGACGGAGAGGCGAUCGGGAUCAACAGUAUGAAAGUCACUUCGGGCAUCUCGUUCGCCAUACCCAUUGAUUAUGUAAAAGAGUUCCUGCAGAAACGGACAACAAAGUCCCCGCAAGUGUCCCGGCGGUACCUCGGUAUCACGAUGCUGUCUUUAACACCCAACAUACUCAUGGAACUUAGGAUGAGGAAUCCAGAGAUGCCCACAGACAUAGACCAUGGUAUCCUGGUGUGGAAAGUCAUCAUUGGAUCGCCUGCUUACAAUGGCGGUCUUCAACCAGGCGAUAUAGUGACCAAUAUUAAUGGUAAGCCCGUGCAAACGGCAACCGACGUAUACGCCAUCUUGGAAAACAGCAGCGGCCUGCUCAAGGUAGACGUCGUAAGAGGGAGAGCGCGGUUGGCGCUCACUGUCACUCCCGAACAACACUGACUAUAGUUA